Messenger RNA from Sinocyclocheilus grahami, 1434 nucleotides. It is a transcript of the gene olfm4.2, whose product is annotated as olfactomedin 4, tandem duplicate 2. NCBI's taxonomy places the organism in Eukaryota, Metazoa, Chordata, Actinopteri, Cypriniformes, Cyprinidae. The record is from RefSeq and is a predicted model, not a curated record. The coding region runs from base 1 to 1386 and encodes 461 amino acids. Gene Ontology annotation, biological process: signal transduction. The transcript is spliced from 5 exons.
AUGGAUCUCCUGCUGCUUGUCCUCCUGCUUGUGGCUCCUGCUCACUCCUGGCUGUCACUAGAAGAGUGGGGCUCUGGCCAUGUCGAAGGCUCCGUCGGGGAGUUUGGACAGUGUGUUUGUAAUGUGUUCCUGCCUGACACUUCAUUCCCAGCAGACCGUGUGGAGCACAUGCAGACCACCUCAAAUCAACUGUCUGUAAAGGUCAAGCUCCAGAUCAUCAAGAUCAGUAGUUUGAAGGUUCAGCUGGAAGUUCUUCUCGGCAAUCUCUCCAACCUGACAACUCGUGUGGAGAGUCUGGAGAGCGGACCGGACAAGUACAUCAAACUGGAGUUUGAGCUCCUCCGCAUUGAGCUCAGAGAGUUUGAGGCUCUGGUCACACAACUGAAAGCAUCUCUAAACUCAUCUUCACCGGCCUUCGAGAGUCUCUACAUUGAGAUUCGCAAUAUGAGUUUAAUCGUUGACCAACUGGAGAGCUACGACCGGAGCAACUUAGAAGUGAUUCGCAUCGAGUUCGCCAAACUUCAGCGGAAACUGGAGAAAUGCCAGGAUGAUAAGGAUGACUUCUCUAAUGCAGGAAUAGGGUCCUGUAAGCAUGGAGGUAUUCUCAGAAUGGGAAAGCCUGUCGUCAGCCAGCUGAAUGCAGAUCUGAGUGCAGGUUAUAAGUAUGGAGGAUGGGGUAAAGACUCAAAGCCCCUGCCUGGUUCUGAAAACAUGUACUGGUACUCCGGCUCUACUGACACUCUGGUCAGCAGAAUCACACAGUACUCUGACUACUACAAUCUGAUCAUGAGACAGGGCUUUAAGACACAUCAGCUUUAUGUCCAAUAUAAUUAUGAUUGGCGAGGCACUGGAAACAACUACAUUGUACGGGAAAACAACCUGUACUAUCAGUUCAGAAGCCCUUUUGCUAUGGGAAAGCUCAACAUGACCAGUGUAAAAGUUGAGUAUAAGGUGAUUCCUAUGGCCAGUGCCCAAUUCUCAUAUCAUUACUCAGCCAACCAGAACCUGGACUUUGCAGCCGAUGAGUCCGGCCUGUGGGUAAUCUACGCCACGGAGGAAUCGAAGGGUAAACUGGUUUUAGGGAAGAUCAAUGAAGUGUCAUUUGAAGUAGAGGAGGUUUGGCAGACUAGCAUAUACAAGCAGUCUGUCACAAACGCAUUCAUGAUUUGUGGCGUCCUUUACGCAACCAGGUCAGUAGACACUCAAACCGAGGAGAUCUUUUACACCUAUGACACCAAUAAAAACGAGGAAAGCCAUGUAAGCAUUCCCUUUGAGAAGUUCCAGGACUUUUACAUGCACCUGGACUACAAUCCCACCGAUCAGAGACUUUACAUGUUCAACAACGGUUACUAUGUGUAUUACAAUGUGAAAUUCAAGGUUUCUUAGAUGAACUACUGCUUUCAAAAUGACUUGACAAUGUAAUCCAUUUCAUGU